Messenger RNA from Capronia epimyces CBS 606.96, 777 nucleotides. RefSeq lists its product as uncharacterized. Gene Ontology annotation, biological process: mitochondrial respiratory chain complex IV assembly. The transcript has a single exon. Gene Ontology annotation, cellular component: mitochondrial inner membrane. Lineage: Eukaryota; Fungi; Ascomycota; Eurotiomycetes; Chaetothyriales; Herpotrichiellaceae. The coding region runs from base 1 to 777 and encodes 258 amino acids. The record is from RefSeq and is a predicted model, not a curated record.
AUGAAGAUCCUCACCAAGGAACAAGAACAAGCCCAUUACCGUGCGACGCUCAAGGGCGGCGCCAUCGGCGGUUUCACCGGUCUUGCGGUGGGCGCGGUGGGCGUGGUGGCCGCCCACCGCCGCUAUCAUUUCUUCCGCAACUUGACCAUUCCAUUGAAAGCGUUUUUGAUCACCAGCAGCGGUACGUUCGCCGGAAUCGUCACGGCAGAUCAUUACUCGCGCGCAUUUGAGGCCGAGUCCAACCCGAUCCAGAUGGAAUAUCGACAGUUUGAGAACGAGAAGGCUCAGGCCGAGCGGGCGGGCAAGACGUUCACUGAGCGCGCUAUGGACUUUGGCCGGCGGGAGCGAUACAAGAUCGUGGCCGGGUCGUGGCUGGCGUCGAUCGCCGCCUCAUUCGCCCUCGUUAACCGCAACAAGUAUCUUACCGGCCAACAGAAGAUCGUCCAGGCCCGAGUGUACGCCCAAUUUUUGACCCUGGGCGUCUUGGUGUUGACGGCCGCUUUUGAGAUCUCCGACUCGCACAACCAAGAGGGUCGCUAUGAGACCGUCCGGUACAUCGACCCCUCCGACCCGGAGCAUAAGCGCAUUCUUGAGAAACAGGUGGAACGCGAGGUCGGCAGCCAGGGCAUUGGCAACGGCAACGAUGAUCUAUGGAAGGAGAUGGUUGCUGCAGAGGAGCAGCGCCUUCAGGAACGCGAAGCUCGUCACAAAGAGUACUUGCGAAGGCACAAUGGCAAUGGAAAGAAAAAGGCCCAAAAGGAGGAGACCCAUGAGUGA